UAAGAUUUCUCACGAGAUUGUUUAUUUCCUCUCCACCCCACCCCUUUUAGCCCAUGCCCACGCCCACACACAACCACACAAACCAGAACUCUCCCCGAAGCCUGGAGCCGUCUGCGAAUGAUGCUGACGCCAAUUCCAGGACUCCGGACAGAAACACAAUGGGCGGGCGUGGGCGCCUGAUCCUUCCUGCCAGGGUCCAGCACUUGUGUUUGGAAUCUGAGGUGCUGCCGCUCCUUGGGCGGGAAAAGCAAGCCACUCCACCCCAGUGGUCACUUUCUGUUUCUCCUGUUCUAAGCGGGGGAGUGGGGUGGGGGGUGCUUGACCUUCUGGUCCACCGUGUUUCUUGUGCCCUGGCGCCAGCUGUGUCCCUGACCCCAGAAUAAAUCAGGGCUGCACCGGGCCUGGCAGAGCUCCCGAUACAUUUCCUGUCGCGGCCUAAGGGAGACUGUUGACCGCUGCGACUCUUGUUAGGGAUUGUCGGCGGAUAGGGGGCCCGGCGGAGGGAGGGGAGAGGAGACUGGGUGGAGGCUGACAGCUGUGGAGGGAGGGCGGUGACCGCGCUCGGAGGCAGUGCUGCGCCCUCGGGCGGGACAGACCCAAGUUAGGAGCAGCUGCGGGCACCGAGCCUCGAACAUGAGACUAGCGUUCGCCCUGUGCUUCCUGGGGCAGGUUCUUUGGUUUGGGACAGGCGCGGGCGAGCACCCCACCGCCGAUCGAGCAGGGUGCUUGGCUUCGGGGGCCUGCUACAGCCUGCACCACUCGACCAUCAAGCGGGAGGCGGCCGAGGAGGCCUGCAGCCUGCGCGGUGGGGCGCUCAGCACCGUGCAAGGGGGCGCCGAGCUGCGCACAGUGCUGGCUCUGCUACGGGCAGGCCCGGGACCCGGAGGGGGCUCCAAGGAUCUGGUGUUCUGGGUGGCGCUGCAGCGAGAGCGUUCCCACUGCACCAUGGAGAACGAGCCAUUACGGGGCUUCUCCUGGAUGUCCCCCGACGCCAGUGGGGCCGAAAACGACACGCUGCCCUGGGUAGAGGAGCCCCAGAGCUCCUGCACGGCGCGCAAGUGCGCGGGACUCCAGACCACCGGGGGAGUUGAGCCCGCGGGCUGGAAGGAGAUGCGUUGCAGCCAACGUGCCAAUGGCUACCUGUGCAAGUACCAAUUUGAGGCCUUGUGUCCCGCGCCACGCCUCGGGGCCGCAUCUAACUUGAGUUACCGUGCACCCUUUCAGAUGCACAGCGCUGCGCUGGACUUCAGUCCUCCCGGGACCAAGGUGAGUGCGCUCUGCCCUGGGCAGCUCUUGGUCUCAGCCACUUGCCUUGUGGAUGAAACGGGCACACACUGGGACGGGCUACCCCUGGAGGCCAUGCUCUGUCCUUGUCCUGGGCCUUAUCUCCGUGCAGGCAAAUGCAUGGAGCUCUCUGACUGCCUUGAUGACUCCGGAGGCUUUGCCUGCGAAUGUGCUCCCGGCUUCCAUCUGGGGACGGACAGACUCUCCUGCGUGACCAACGGCGAAGUUCAGACAGAACAUAGGGGGACUAACGUGUCCACCAGGCGCCCGCCCCGUGUGCCUGAACUAAGCGGUUUAGCAACGGCUACUCCUGGGAUUCUUCAGGGGGAAGCAAUGAGCACCAUGCCCACCUUUCAAACGUCCCCUCAAACCAAAGCAGGGAACACCACCACCCCAGCCGGAAGUAUUGUCCGUAUUAUCCCCAUUAAUUCUACGUCUUCCUCUGCCAUUCCGACUGCUUGGGACUCCUCCACCGUGGUCUUCAUUCUCGUGAGCAUAGCAGUGGUAGUGCUGGUGAUCCUGACCAUGACGGUGCUGGGACUUUUCAAACUCUGCUUUCACAAGAGCCCUUCCUCCAGGCCCGUGAAGGGGCCUUUGUCCCUACAGGGUGUGGAGAGUAGUACUGAAGCUCAUUCACCUUCCAGUUCUGCACCUUGCACGGACAACGGGGUGAAGGCCGGGGACAGCGGUCUGCGGGACAGGGCAGGAGGUGCCUCGCUGGCGGAGUCCUCUCUUGGCCCUGGUAGUGAUAUAUAGGGAAACAAGACAUGGGCACUCCUGGACAACACAACUGUUCACUUUCAAUGAAAAGGAAGCCGGGGGGGAAUUUGUGAGUGACGAUUCCUACAAAAAUCCCCCUUCCUCUGAAUUCCCUAGGCUGUCCUGGGGAGCAAAAACGGAACUGCACAUUGUUCCAUCAAGGUGGAAGAGGUGGAAGUGCCUUAGGGUGGUACUGGGCAGAGUGGGAGGUGCGAAGGUAUGCUGGGAUGAGAUAUUUUCUCUUGCUUAUUCUGGGAAAUUUGAAGAGGUUAUUAAGACACUGGAAGCAAAUAGAAAACAAUGCAAAAUUUUUAAAUGUCUAUUUUUACCAAGAUAAGAAGGACUUCUCAGUUUAUAUUGUCCAAGUUGGAAGUAUAUUGGUUUGAAAAUCCCAAGCCAAAACAAAAAAUAUAUGUAAAUAAAUAAAGUAUUGUUAACCUAGACUUGAAUAUGAUUGGCUUCCUCCUAGCGUGAUUGCCCAGGAAGAGCAGCUGCAGAACACGGAGGAAUUAGCAACAAGGGUGUAUACUUCUUUUCAGGUUGAAGGGAGUGUCCUGAAGUCCUUGUAAUGAGGAACUGAUUUUUAAGAACUAGUAACUUUGCCCUGUGAUCACUCAUCCCGUGCGUUCAAAGUCACUACUGCCUGUGUGCACUGCUAUAAAUCCAAAGUGUAGGGUUGCCAGAAUUGCUGGCUCUAGAAGCAAAUUAUAGCUGACCACCAAUUCAAGUGUUUACUGUGUGUCCUUGCCCAAGGAAACAAAUGAUUUGCGAUUUCCGCUUCCAGUGUUUGUGCUCGCCCGUGUAGUGACCUCCUCAACCAAAUAGCCCUCUUCUAAACAUCAGGAUGUUGAUCCAUUCUCCCAAUCACGGUGGAAUUCAUUCUUGAUUAAAGUGUUAGUGCAAAGUACUGAUUUGAAAUCUUACAGGUACCUUAAAGCAUAAGCAAGCUGAGUUUUCCUCCAAACUUCCCAGGUCCUUGUGCAUGUUUUAAUCUGUGGAAAAGCCUGAACAGUAAACUUUUUGUUUCCUUAUAGCAAGAAUGUGUUCAUUGAAAAUAUAUGCUCAUUUUGGAAUGAUUGCAAUUUAACAAAAGUCUACAUAAACAAAAAGCAUAGUAAACAGCUUUCCAUAUGAAUAAUAAUAUAAGACAUAAGUUAUGAAUAUAAAAAUCUAGCAUUGUUCUAUGGCCGGGGGUGAUAGAAUACAACAUAAACGAAACAUUUCUCUGAAGAAAUGAUUAAACCGUUAUUAAAAAUUACAUUUAGUUAAAUAAAGCCUCCUAAAAAUAUUCCAAUUUUAUUAGUAUGCUGAGAGUUUAAAUGGGUGGACUAUGGAGAGAGAGAAGCAAACUUCAUAACAAAAGUGUGAAAUCAAGAACUUAUCUUCACUGACUCAAUUUGAUGGACCUGAGAGUACAUGGCAUACAGCGCAGGUCAGGCUUAAAAUUAGAAAGUGACUAAUAAAAUGAUCUACUAAGUAAAGCAACUCAAUCUAUAAAUCCAUGUUCAAAAUGUAUGUGUUUGGUACUCA
Ochotona curzoniae (black-lipped pika) is the source of this 3573-nucleotide messenger RNA. It is a transcript of the gene CLEC14A, whose product is annotated as C-type lectin domain containing 14A. Gene Ontology annotation, biological process: cell migration. Bases 634 to 2040 code for a protein of 468 amino acids. Lineage: Eukaryota; Metazoa; Chordata; Mammalia; Lagomorpha; Ochotonidae. Gene Ontology annotation, molecular function: extracellular matrix protein binding; extracellular matrix binding. The record is from RefSeq and is a predicted model, not a curated record. The transcript has a single exon. Gene Ontology annotation, cellular component: extracellular matrix; external side of plasma membrane.